This is a messenger RNA of Aspergillus candidus, 960 nucleotides long. RefSeq names its product putative transcription initiation factor TFIID, 31kD subunit. The record is from RefSeq and is a predicted model, not a curated record. Gene Ontology annotation, molecular function: RNA polymerase II general transcription initiation factor activity; protein heterodimerization activity; transcription coactivator activity. Gene Ontology annotation, cellular component: SAGA complex; transcription factor TFIID complex. The coding region runs from base 1 to 960 and encodes 319 amino acids. Gene Ontology annotation, biological process: RNA polymerase II preinitiation complex assembly; DNA-templated transcription initiation. The transcript has a single exon. NCBI's taxonomy places the organism in Eukaryota, Fungi, Ascomycota, Eurotiomycetes, Eurotiales, Aspergillaceae.
AUGGCCUCCCCAGGCCAACAAGCAAACCAGCAACCCCUAACACCACCCGCCGAACCAUCCUCCUCCAACAACGCGCAACAAUCGCAAUCACAACCGCAAUCGCAAUCCCAAUCCCAACCGCCCUCACAACCUACCACCCAACAACAACAACAACCCUCACACCCCACCCAAAUCAAUGCCUCCACAGCCGCCACCCCCGCCAACAACCAACCAACCCCCAUCCCACCCACCUCCCUCAAAGACAGCGGCAAGUCGCGCCGCCCGCGCGACAUCCGCCUCAUUCACAUGCUCCUGUCUUCUCUAGGCGUCACGUCCUACCAGGAGCGCGUCCCGUUGCAGCUCCUCGAUUUCGCGUACCGUUAUACCUCCGGCGUGCUGCAGGAUGCUGUUCAUCUCGCGACGGAGGGCUACGCGGGCGUUACCGAUAGCGUUACGACCUCCUCCAAGGGUGGAGUCGGCCAGACGGCCGAGGUGAACAGUGUGACGCUCCCCGCGCUGCGACUGAGUAUUGCUUCGAGGCUGCACUAUCAGUUUCAGACGGGCCUGCCGAAGGAGUUCCUGAUGGAUGUCGCCGGGGAGAGGAAUAGGGUUGCGUUGCCGGGUGCAAGGAGGGCGUUUGAGGAUGAGAAUGCGGCGCAGGCGAAGGGCGCGCAGGGUGCGAACCAGAGUUUGCUCGUUGGGGGCAUGAGGUUGCCGCCGGAGAGGUUCUGUCUUACGGGGACUGGGUGGGAUAUGAAGGAGGAGUGGGAGAGUGAGGGGGAGGAGGAGUUUUCGCUGCUUGGGGAGGGAGAGGGUGAAGGGAAGGGUGGGGAGGGGGAUGGGGAGGGAGAGGGUGACGAGGAUGAGGAUGAGGAUGGCAAGAUGGAGGAUGUGUUUGGGCCGGGUGGGGAUGAGCGGGGGGACCAAGAUGGCGAUGGCGAUGGCGAUGGGGAUGGAGAUCGCGAUAUGACUGAUGUUUGA